Messenger RNA from Colletes gigas, 6642 nucleotides. RefSeq lists its product as uncharacterized. Bases 1 to 6642 code for a protein of 2213 amino acids. The record is from RefSeq and is a predicted model, not a curated record. NCBI's taxonomy places the organism in Eukaryota, Metazoa, Arthropoda, Insecta, Hymenoptera, Colletidae. The transcript has 10 exons.
AUGCUCACCACUGGUCAACUGGUCAGCACUAGUCAAGUGUUCGUGCAGAGGUGUCUAGCAUUGACGAUACCGAUCUGCUUGGUCCUGUCGGUCGAAUUCGGCGCGGUUCAAGCCGAACGAUGGUCACGACAGGUCUCGAACAGCGAAUGGAUCCCAUUACCGGAUCCCAGAGCCUCUCAAACCCAAAUUGAACAGAACAAUCCAUCGUCCGGAAUCGUGGCGAGCGGCUCCGCUCAACUGCCCCAACUCCCGCAACUGUCCUUGCCACCUACUCUUCAACAACAGUACCAGGAACAGCUUCUGCAGCUUCAGAAGACGCAGGAGAGCAUACAGAAGCUGUUGCUGCUGCAACAACAGCUCAGGACCCAGCAGCAGCUCCUUCAGUCACAAGCGUUCCUGCCCAGCGGAUUCAGUAAUCCGGAAGAGGACAAGCGACAGCAACAAGGUGGAUUGCACUCCCACACGGGGCCAGAUUUGGCUCCGGAGGAUUUGGUACCGCCGCUUCCUGCCACCGACGCUCUGCCACCGGUGUUCCCCGCGCAGAAUUUCCUCCCUCAAAGACCCAGGGCUCAUCCACCUCCACCUCCACCGAAACAGGACAGAGAAGGUCCCCAGGAGUACGCGACUCUGCCCGGUCAGAGCUUCAAGAACGGCCACUUGCUCCAACAGGGACAGAACGUCGACGUUGGACAGCUCGAACAGAUUCAGGAGAACCAGCGACCUGGGGCCAAACACUUGAAGGAUGGGAAUCAGGCGUUCUUCGUGCCUCAGCCCGAGCACUCGCAGGACGAGGAGGAAGAGGUGCAGCUGGUGUACGUGCCGGCGGAAACGCUGGCGCAACGAGGCCAGCCAAGAGGCCGCGGAAGGAAGCAGCAUCCUCAUCGUCAGCAGCAGCAGCAGCAGCAGCAGCUGGUGCAACAGCAGCAUCAACAUCACCGUGAGAACCAGGGGGUGGAGCAGGUCGGCAUUUCUCACGACCAGGACGCGUUCUCCCGUCAGCUGCUGCAGCAGAUACAGAUGGAACGCGAGGAGAAGACCCAGUUCCUGAAGGAGGAACGCAUGAAGGAGAUCGCCAGGCUGAACGAGGAGCAAAGGGCGCUGGAGAGGAAGGCACGGCUGCAGCAGGAGGCUCUUCAGCGGGAACAGGAGCUGCAGAGGCAACGGGAGGCUGAGAAGAAGAAAAAGGAGCUGGAGAGGCUGGAGGAGAUGGCCAAGCAACGAGAAUUGGAGAGGAUCCGCGAGGCCAGGGAGAAGCAACGUUUGGAGGAGUUAGAACGCAGAAGGUUGGCGGAGGUUCGCGCCAAGGAAGAGAAACGACGGGCUGAGGAGGCUGCCAGGCAGAGAGAGGCCGAGAGGCUAGCUGCCAUGGAGAGGCAGAAGGAGCUGGAGAUUCAGGAAGCCUUGAAGCAACAACAGCUCCUGGACAAGCAACGCGAGGACGAGGCAAGAGCGACCAGCGCUCUGAGCCAACACCAGGACGUGCAGUCGCAGGCUCUGCCUCUGAUCAGGGACCAGCAGGACUUCCAUCGUCAGCACGUGGGCUCGACGAAGCCGGUCAGGAGCAAGAUUCGCACCAGACACCGUCAGCGAAAUCAGUACCAGGAGCAACAGAGUUAUCGGGAACCGACCACCACCCCAUCACCCAACCAGCCACCCCUGUCCGUUUACAUGGGAAACUCACACUCGAAGGCAAACUCUGCCAGGGUGUCGGACGUUCUGAAGAUACUGAAGGACGCCAAGACGAUCGCUGUCUUGGACACCGUCGGCCCAGACACGCCUCAGGUCUUCGUAGGUCCGACCAGCUUGGACCCACCGCUCGGUUACGCCAAGUUCGACCUGCCUUAUCUCUCGUCCAUCGAUCACAACCGAGUGGAGAGGAAGGUGGACAAGUUGCCCUUCUUCGUAGCGCCCCUGAGCUUCGAUCCUCCGCCAGGCUACUCGAAGAUACCGUUCCCAUCGCCUCACAUAGGAUCGGUAGUCGUGAACACCUUGGACAACACCGAUCCCAAAGACGGCGACGAUCAGAAUCCCAGUCCCACGCCCCUCAUCGAGCCUAACUCUUACAGCGACGGACUCGACGGCGGUCUCGACCCCACGACUGCUCUCUACGAGCCUCAGACGACCGCUGGAUACUCCCAGGACGUGUCCAGCACCCCGUCGCCCGGAUACUCGGGGUCCAGGUUCAGGUUCAGGCAGUUCUACGGCGACAGCAAGCCAGCCUCCGUGAUCAGCACGGCUUAUUACGAGGAUCAGAGGCCCACCACGAGGAAGCACAAGUAUUACGACGAUGGUUCCAGGACCACGGAGAGUUCCGUGCAACGUCCCAGAGUGGAGACUUCGGUGAGCCAGAUAGAGGAUGUCUCGUACUCCACUACUCCCAGCUACAAAGACGUCGAUCCUCAGGAUCCCUCGACCAAGAAUCAGGAUUUAACUGCCCAGCUGGCGUUGAUAAACCAAGAACUGGCUCAGCAGAGAGAAUCUCAGAGGUACAAUCCCGGAGGGCAAUAUGGUCAAGACAAUUCCCACUCCACGUCCGGUCUGAGCAACAGUUUCGAGAGCGCAAUAACUGCUGGCGACCUGAACGACGUCAGAGCCCCCAUUGGACCCACUCAGUACAGCCUCCCGGCAGAGUUGCCAGCCAUUUCACCGCAUUUGCCUGGCCUGGUGAAUUCGUUAUUGGACAGGAACGAGGGUAAACUGCAGGCUAGCACCGUCGCCACACCCUCCACGACCCCAUCCACCACCACCACCAGUACUACCACCCAACGCACUCCUACGACCACCUACAGGACACGUGGACGCCAGAGGAACAGGGUCGUCACCACGAGACCGAGGACGACGACCCAGGCCCCGUCCACGAGAUCGACCACCGACAGAAACCGUCGACCCUACAACAGAUCUAGAUCCAGGUACACCACGACCACCGAGGAAUAUCGGGAGUCGGCGUACGAGCCUAGCAAGUCCAGGAUCCCGGAGACUACGUUGAAGUACAACACGGAGCACAGGAGGCCCUCCAGCAGGACGCAGAAGUACAGGAAUCGGGAGAAGACCCUUCACCAAGCUGAGCUGCUCGUGCAAAACCAGGAGCCGCAGACGCAGCAGACGUUCGAGAACCUCCCCCAUGGCGACUCGCCCACAACGGGGAACGCGUAUCUACAACCGAGCGGUCCAGACGGCAGCCUAAACGAUUUCUCCCCGGAGAAUUAUCCGUCUAGCACGGUGGUCAGCACCACGGAGAACUAUCCGACGUCGUUGCGGGACGCGACGGUGAACCACGGCUCCCCGUUGGUGUCCGACGAUUACUCGAGGCACCAGAACUACCCCCAGAGCCUCCCGGAGCAAUCAAACUAUCGCGGCGGCUACGAUCAGGCUACCCUGGAGCAGACCGGCCUCGAGAAGACCCCGGUGAACGGAUUUAAUUAUCAGGCGCAGAGCGGGGAUCCGUUGGACCAGGGUAUCCUACAGAGACCCAAGGACUAUCAGCUGGACGGCAAGGCGGAGAACAGCGACUACGAGCUGGCCACCACCGCCGAUCCGCGGUCCAGGAUACCCGACGAGCAACGUUACUCCUCCAUCUACGAGGUGAACGUGCCUCAGGGCCAGCCGGAGUACAGUUUGACCGGGCAGGACAAUCUCCAUCGUCUCGAGAGCGAGAAGAUCCAGAGCGCUGUCAUCCACAACGACCCCAACGAGCAGCCCAUCUUCGUCCCGCUGCCGGAGAACAAGCAGGAGGACUACGAGCUACCCGUCUCGUCCACCGAGGUCACUCUGUCCGACAUAACGACAGAGACCACCACGACCAGCACCACCCCCGUAGUGAUACGUCAGCGGCUCCGAGGACGCAUCAGUACUCGCGUGCACCACGAGCCGACGGUUCAGACGCAGAACAGAGGCUCCCAGGACGAAUACGUUCGCUUCAACGUGGUGAAUCAGGACUCCACCCGUACGUCGCACAAUCGACAAAGGAACAGACCCAGGACGCGUGCACAAAGCCACGGAUCCCAGGUGCAAACGGAUGGCAACGAGUACAUCAAGAUCCACGCGGUACAACAGCAGCGACAAAUCGCCACCACGACGAUAGCGCCGUCCACGAUCACGACGACCACACCCCCGCCGGAAGAAGACAUCGAUUACGGAUUUAUAAGACCGCCGAACUUCCGACCGGUACAUCCGGUGGACAAUAGGUUCCCGGCGCCUGUUACCUAUCGGCCCCAGCUUUCAGAGGUGCCGCAGCAAUCCCUGCUCCCCAGCGAGGGAAUCGAGUCUGUCGAAUCGAAUCCUCAGACACAGUUGCUGAAGACGCGUCAAAAGUACCAACCGACGCCUAAUCGUCGGCUGUCGGGGAAGCCCACCACUCUGCCACCUACGACAACGCCGUCUAUAGAGGCCGCGACCACCACGGAAAGAAUACCUGUUGCCACCAUAUUGCCGGACGACGCUAUAUACACGGUGAAAUCGAAGUCGCGACCCGACGAACCGAAACAGACGCGAGUAAGGAGCAGGAUCCGACGACCCGUGAAGAAACGCGUGACCACCACCAGCACCACAGAGUCCGUCCUGGAGGCGCACAACGAGCUACCCUUGGACGAGAAUUAUCCCCGGAUAGCCGGUCAGCCGUCCACCACCGAGCAACAACCGAAUCUCUACGACGACAAUUACGACGGGCAGUUCCCUUCGUCGCGUAAUCCAACCGCUCAUCAGUUCUACGAAUCGUCCAGCGAGAACUAUCCGUCCGAGUUCGUGCUGAAUUUCGGCAACUACCCCGAGCAGGGAUCGCAACGCGAGGAAUACGACCAGACGCAAUUGGCGAGCAACGCGCAGAGGAAAUACAGCCAACCGUCCCUAGGCAAGUCGUCGUCUGAGGACUCACGCUCGACACCCGCCGAUAUUUACGGCGCGGAGAGCCAGUGGUCGACGAAACUGACCAGGACCUCGUUCCAGCCGAGUCGUACAGCGAACCAGGUGGCCGGGGAGCAGGCCAAGGAUCGCGAAUGGUUUCACGAGUCCCUGAAGGACCUUGGCGCCCCGGAGAUAAUCACCGCCGGGCCGGAAGUCUCGUCCGUCACUCUGGUCGUUUCCUCCGACGACAAAAGGAGCAGCGAGGAGGACACCAGGGACGAGGAGUCGAUGCUGAUGGGCACCACGGACUUUGGGAGGAAAACGGCUGUCCAGGACCACACGGAGGAAGUCAGGACGACGAGCGUCACCGGUCCGCCGACCACGAUAACGCAGAACAAAUACGACGACCAAGCGGAGACCUGGCUGACGGACAAGGUGGAAAAUUCCACCGAGCAACAGACCGCUAUCGAUUUCGCCAAGAUACAGAAGAAACCAGCUGACCCACCCGCUGUUAGAAAGGUCGCGCGAAGGAGAAGAGUUCGCGUGCGCGUGAGACCAGCGGUGGACGACUUCGUGACAGCGGAGUCCCAGCACUUCAAUUCGGCGGUGAACGGUUUGGUUCGCGAGCAAUACAAGUACAGUAAGCAUCCCACGACCACGGAGUCGAGCUCGUCCGAGGAGUCGAUUCUGCAAGACUUUCUGACGGAGAUCCUGAAGGAGGGCAAGACUACAGCGAGGCCCACGACAACGGAGGCACCAGAGGCCGCAUGGACCAUGUCUCCUGCGAUGACUACGCCGAUAGUUAUCCCGGACGACGUGGAGGAGACGACCGUGAACGAGAUCCAAGCCACCACGAUGCCCACCACGGACAGGCUUCAGGAAACAACCACCAUGAAGUCCUCCUACGAGGACAUGGUCACGCAACCGACGUCAGAGAGGACUUCCUCGACGGAGGAAGACAAAGGCGACGGGGGAAAGAAGUUGACGGGUCAGAAUCAGUGGGAGAAGAGCGUCCAGGAUGCCUUGGACCUGGGUUUGCUCGCUGAGAAGUACACCGCGAAGGAUAACGACGUGGACAAGCCGAAUGAGGAGGAGUCCGUUCAGAGCGACGAGGACUCGGCCAGCACGCGAUCGAAGACGAUCAACAGCGACGAGAGUUUCGGGGGCCUCGACGAUGAGAGAGAAAGUGGCUCGGAGUCGUUCGAGGAGGACCAGGAGUCCAGGGAAGACAAUUACGCCCAUCCGAAGAAUCACAGGACCAAGUGGAGCGAGGUGAGGUAUCCCUCCGCGUUCGAUCAUUCUCUGUCACGGAAACGCGACCCUAAAGCCAGCGUCGAGCCCUCCAUACCGGGUCUGGUGACCAAGAACGAGGGCGACGCUAGCGUCAAGACGCUGUCGGAUUACGUGAAGGCGAUCUUCGAUACCAUGAAGAGCGUCGAGGAGGAGACUACGGUCGCGAACACGGAGAGACCGGAAACCACGACUACUUCGCAGAUCCCCACGGAGGCUGAGUUCUCGACGAAGGAUUCAGGCGUUCGUGUCACCACCGAAACGGUUAUUCCCACGACUGAGAAUCCAACGACCUUGGAACGAGUCGCCACGACGCCAGAGAUCGUCACGGAUCCACCCUCCACGACGACCCCAAAGCCUCUCAGCACCACUGCGGCGAGCAACGCGACCGAGACGAUCCUGGGGAAGGUACUACGGACGUCGACGACCACCAGGGUCUCCCACAUGACGGAGAUCUGCUACAGGGGCCGGUGCGUGAUGACCAGGCCCAGCCAGGACGAUCGGUUCAGAUGA